Molecule: messenger RNA, 1812 nt
Organism: Fusarium redolens
Lineage: Eukaryota; Fungi; Ascomycota; Sordariomycetes; Hypocreales; Nectriaceae
Product: insulin-induced protein-domain-containing protein
Exons: 2
Coding region: 191-1348 (385 amino acids)
Biological process (GO): sterol biosynthetic process
Cellular component (GO): endoplasmic reticulum
Source: RefSeq, a predicted model, not a curated record
UACUAAGCUGAGACUGGUCGAGACUGUGAGUAUAGUAACACUGCAUUGCCCAGAUAUUGAGACUUGCAGGUUUCAGCUCACCUCAGCUGAACCCGAGCCUUGUUCAUAAACCAUUGCUGUCCCUCACCAUUGUCUUUAUACCAGUCCCUAACAACCAAAACAGUCAGUUAUACAUACCCUUAGCUUCAAAAUGGCCGACGAUGGUCCUCCUCUUAUUCGUCCCGUCCCUCGAAGACCCUUCGAUCUCAGUUUGACGACUCCUACACCACCAAGCGAGAACUCGUCUCCUCCAACUCCCGCGCCAGCUCCAGACCCCAACAUUGCGCGCUUCCUACAACCAACUCCCGAGCCUGCGAGUGCAGGUCUGAGCAGGCCACAGUCGUUCAUGAAUUUGACCUCCUCGACGCUCUUCGGAAUAUACUCUCCCACGACAUCCUCUUCGCGUGACCGUGUCUUUGCCGAUCGCGAUGAACUCGAUACACCUUGGGGAACAGGCGCUCAGACACCCAUCAAGAGACCUAGCAUCGACGACGCUACGUUUGAUUUUCUGAAGGAUCGAUCACACCAUAUUCGUCGCCGGUCCUCGAUUCGAAUUCAUGAACCCGCUGGGCCUUUAAAGCAUACCCCAUCUGGUGGUGCUCUAGUAUUAAGAGGACUGUUGCUUUUCGUCCUCGGCGUGGGAUAUGGCGUAUUAGUCACAUCGCGCUUCCACGAGUCGGACAGGCUUCCGUCUCGUGCUACGUAUAACUGGGGUCAUUUGACAUUUUGGGGUCUUGCUGGCGUUGCACUGGGCGCGCUGUUUCCUUGGUUCGAUCGAGUAUGGGAGAAUUCGUUCGGCGACAAGGAGGACGAAGCUGUGUUAGAAAACAGUGCUUCAACGAAAGAUGACGACCCAAGCACUGACUGGGCGCUUGCUGUCCGGGCUAUCGGCGCCUUUGUCGGAAUUGUUUUCGCCAUUCGCAAAGUGGCCUGGGCGUCCACCCUUCAGGUGUCACUGACCUUGGCACUUGUUAAUCCCCUCCUAUGGUGGCUUAUCGAUCGCUCCAAGCCUGGUUUUCUUCUCUCAGCUGCGGUUGGGCUAGCAGGGUCGGUUGUGCUUCUCGGCGUGAACCCAGAUAUGAUGCCGGCACCUACUCAGGUUCCGUUCAGACAUUUGGUUAAUGCCACAAUGGCAGCCGAUGGAGAUAUGCCCAUUCUCGGUGGACUCGCCCGGCAGAAGACGCUCGAGACGGGCAUGUGGAUGUUGAGUGUGCUUUUCUGCAGUUGUGUCUGCUUUGGAAAUAUCGGUCGUCGACUUACCCUCGGGCCAUCGACAACAGCCAAGGGGCGCUGGGCCGGAGUGAGAUGAUGACAAGCGAGAAGCUGAUCUGAUGUGCAAUCAGCUGUAGUGGUCUUUUCACAUUCUGAGCAUGAUGCGUCUAUGAUAUCCUUUUCGUUUGGGCGACAAUCAUGGGCAGGUAUAUAUUGGGCGGGUUUAUUGGACAAUGGGAACGGGAGGUAUGUGUAUAGUUAUCGAGAUUGGAUAAGGGCAUUUUGCAGAUCAUAAGGGAUGAUAUGAUGGCUUAGUUUACCGAUAUGGUCUGUUUAUGACGACAACUAUUCUGCUCUUCUGUUCUCCUGAAUAGAAUAGCAUGGGUAGAUAGGCUAGGCUUAAAUGGCUAAGGAAUGAUAAUGCCAUUUCAUUCUACGUUUCAAUUUCUAAAAGCAAAUUCACGAAUCUGUCACGAUAUGUUGUUUCUUUUUAUCGUUCAGAUAUCUUAGCUGUAGACCCAAUCUGCUGAACUAGCCAUCUCGUACUAUCGAGUUGAAGCU